AUGGAUGAGAAUACACAGAAUACAACAAGAGAACUCCUACGAUAUAUAUUAUCCCUAACAGAUGUCGAACGACACUCUGUUAGCGUACAUUCAACAUGUCAAUUUAUUCAUUGUACAUUUCCUAUCAAUGAUCUUGGUGAUCAUAAUAUUACAUGUGGUGUUACUCCAGCUGCAACAACAUCGGAUGUACGAAAAGAAAAUCUUUUUUCUUUAAUUGCAAAACAUAUACAUUUAUAUAUUUAUCCAUUAUUUAUAUUAAUGGGUAUACUUGGUAAUAGUUUAUCAUGUUUUAUUAUGUUUCUUAAUGUUCGUCGAAGUGGUUAUCCAACAAGUCUUUAUUUAACAAUAUUAGCAUUUGUUGAUUGUUUAUUUUUAUUAGGUAGUGCAAUACCUGAUUGGUUAGCACAAGUUGAUUAUAAACUUGAUAUAAAACAUUUAUCAGAUUUUUCUUGUCGUUUUGUUUAUUGGUUUGGACAUUUUACUACACAUUUAUCCGCUGGUCUCGUUGUAGGUGUAACUGUUGAACGUUUUAUUGCUGUACAAUAUCCAUUAAUUGCACAUAAAGUUAAUACUGUUACACAUACACGUAUUGUAUUAAUUGUUUUAAUUAUUUUCUUCUUCUUACUUGAUAGUCCUGUAUUAAUUCUUGUUAAACAUUUUAAAGAAUAUGGUUUUAAUGUACAUACAUGUAAUAAUGAUACAGGUUAUACAUAUGAAAAACCUGUUAUAGUUCGAUGUGCUCUAACAAAUCGACGAUAUGAACAAGCAUGGGUUUAUGUUGAUUUAGCAGUUUAUACUUUAAUACCAUUUUUUAUUAUUGUUACGUUGAAUUCAUUAAUUAUUCGUCGUUUAAUUGAUGCACAACGUUUUCGACAACGUAUGUUUUCAUUUAAUAAUAAUAAUACAUCUCGAUAUGAUCAACAAGAUAUUAAACAUCGACAUUAUUCCGAAAGUCAUGAAGCUAUCGAAUUAAUUGAAGCACAUCAACGUCAUUCAAGACGUUUUCAAUCAACUCUUGAAACACAACCAUUAGCAAUAAUGUUACGUCCACAAUUAAGUCAAAUUGAUGAACGACGCAUGCGUUUUAAUACAAAACAAUCUAGUAUAUCAACUGAAUUAUCAACAUUAUCAUUUGAAUUAAAACUUCGUUCUCAUCAUCGUUUUGAAAUAUCUUCAAUACGUCAUAAAUCAAUGCAUACAUCAAAUUCAAAUAAUACACGUUUAACAAUCUUAUUAUUAUUUGUUUCAUGUUCAUUUUUAGCUUUAACAUUACCAGCUGUUGUUCUCAAUUUAAUUAUGUCGAGAAAAUCAAAAACAUUAUCAUCAACAUUUUAUAAUAAUCAUUUAAGUUCAAAAACAACUGACAAUAAUCGAUCUGAUAAAAUCUAUUAUACUAUUGCACGUUUAUUAAUGAUUAUAAAUCACUCAAUUAAUUUUAUUCUGUAUUUCGUACUUGGAAAACGUUUUCGUCGAGAUUUAAAACAAUUAUUUACUGGUUACUGGAGAAAAUUAUAUCGAUCAAGAUAUUCUAAUAAAUAA
This is a messenger RNA of Adineta steineri, 1539 nucleotides long. Lineage: Eukaryota; Metazoa; Rotifera; Eurotatoria; Adinetida; Adinetidae. The record is from the annotation of a GenBank genome assembly.